This is a messenger RNA of Lymnaea stagnalis (great pond snail), 6647 nucleotides long. Lineage: Eukaryota; Metazoa; Mollusca; Gastropoda; Lymnaeidae. The record is from the annotation of a GenBank genome assembly.
GUUACCAGCAGUCUACUAUCACUACAAUUUUACCCACUAAAUUUUAAAAUGGAUACAUCAGAAGUGGAGUUUCUUGCUGAAAGGGAACAUGUUAAAAUUAUUCCAAAUUUUACUCAAGAUAAAAUAUUUUUAAUUAGUGUAAGUGUCUACCACUUCAGUGCUGGCUAUUCAAAAAAAUAUUGGUGAAUUUUAAUGACGUAUGCCACUAUUUUAUGGAAUUUCACGAAUGACGAAUGAUCGAAUGUAUCCCUAAAUCGGAAAUCGAUCCCAAUGCCCGUAUGCCUAACCUGAACCCUUAAUCGAUACCUAUGCUUAACCUGAAACCUAAAUCGAUCCCUAUGCCUAACAUGAACCCUAAAUCGAUCCCUCAAACUGACCUAAACCCUAAUUUACUGCAACUAUAAUAAACACACAAAAGACGCUGUGGCAGCCUUCCUUAAUAUUAGCCAAAAUGUUUUUCGGGUUUGAAGUUCCAUCUUAAAAACUUAAUCCUACCGGUUAUUGAUUAUUGCUUGAACCUGAAGAAUUAUCAUGUCAUGGAGGGGGGGGGGGAAUAUAGCGCCCCCCCCCCCCCCGCGUGUGAAAGAAUUAUAUAAUAAUAAGUAGUGAUAAUUAUUUAAUAGUGCAGGGGGUGACUACGGUCUCUUCCAUUUGCGAACAUCCCCAUAUGUUCUACAUUCUGUGUCUGAACACCAGUGUAGGGUCAUUUGGAUCAAAAAAGUUUUUUUGAUGGACCACAGCAAUAGUCAACAGAGUGUUCCUAGUUUAAUCCUAGAUUCCUUGUCUGAUCUGAUAUUGAUAUAUGUUUGCAUAUGCCUCUCCUCCAUCAGUGACAAUAUGUACACCUGGUAGAAUGCACUCUUGUAAAGUCAUGGCACGUUGAUCUGGUACUUCAUCAAGAAAACUGCGACUACCAUCUCUUUCAAUGCCAGCAAAAGACAGGUGGCCCUCUCUCCACUUUUCGAUAAAGUAGCACUUCAGACCCCAAAAACAUGAUUUUGAAUAUAGCCAACGCUUAAGUGGUAGAUGUUCUGAAUGUUUUUAAAAAAAAAAUUCUUUUGACCUGGCCUGCACAACAUAGGACCCGUGGGCCACAUGCAGCCCACCAGCACCCAAUUCGCGGCCUGCAAAGUAACAAAAUACUCAGUAUUAUUAUUAUUUUCUUACUUAAUAGCUUCCCACCGCCCCUCUCCUAUUAUGUUUUGGCCCACACACCUUUUUCACAACACAAAGUAAUACAUUUUGAGUUGUGCAGGCCUGCUUGUAACCUACUUAAACUUCUUUACUACUACACUCACAGUAAGUCUGUAAUUGUAAACUGCCCUAUGCUUUUAUAUUACUGGUUUUAAUAAUAUGAGCAUGCAGCAUGAGUCAAAUGGCCCUUACCUCUAUAUUAUUUAUUAGCUAUAUUCUAUAGCAGUGAUCAGAGUUUCUUUACAUUAUAACGAAAACCGGUUUUCAGUUUUGAAAUAAAAAAACUGGCUGUUAAUUUUAAAAAAUUGGUUAACCGAAUUUUUUUUUUGAUGUCAUGAUUAAAAAAAUUUUUUAAAAAUCCUGAACUGUUAUUUUUUUAUGAAAACAAUAAUAAACUAACAAUUAAUGUAUAAAGUAGCUGCGGGCAUCGAAUGUCAAACCAUACCGCACGCUUUAACAGGGUUAGCUGAACACAUGUAAGGUCAUUCUAACAAUAGAUGACCGCCUUUUGUAUGAAAUCCGAGAUCACUUUAUUUUUGCACGUGUGUAGUUGGCUGUCAGUUAAAAAGUUGAAGUUAAGCAUUCAAUAUUUUAAUUAUAACUAUUUUUAAUGUAAAUACAAUUAUAUACAAUUCAUGCAGUUAAGUUCAAACUGAAAGCCAGUUAAUCAUAUCAAAUAAUAUUUUAUUGAAAUCAGAUACAAAUUUGGCUGGUAGUAUUAACAAAUUCAGAACUGCCAUAUGCUGCCCUGGGAUAAAGUUCUGGAAUCAAACUAAUCUUAAUAUCAAAAUCGUACUCUGAUCUCUAAAAAUAGAUUUCUACUUCCACCUAAGACUAAGAGCUUAUAAAAGCAUGUCAAAAUAUUACCUCGUUGUGCAGACAGUUAAAUGAUAUAUAAAAUUUAACUGUCUUUAUAAAACCAAAAACAGUUUGUUUUUUUAAAUCUGAUUUUAACAUUCCUAAUUAUACCAUAUGUUUAAAAUCUCUUUCUUAAAACUCCAUCUUAUUUAUAAAACCAAUUUCAAAUCAGUCAAAUUAAUGCAACCGGUCUAAAUUUAUCUCUGCCAAAACUAUUCAAAUCCAAAGGCUAUCUCAUUCAGCAGUUAAACUUAGGAAUAGACUACCAAUUCCUAUAAAAUCCAUCAAAUCAAUAUCUAUUUUCAAGAAAGAAUUGACUUUUUAUCGUUACCAUUUCAUCAUUUUUUAUUGAACUGAAAAUAUGUGUAUGUGUUCAUUUAUUUUGUCCUUUGAAUGAUUGUAUCGUCAUAUGUAUGUCUCUGUUGCUUUUAUUAGUUUCAUUUAAUUAUUAUUUUAGGUAUAAGUAUUUACUAUUAAAAUAUUUAUUAUUGAGUACAUUAACUGCCAAUUUGACAAGAGGUGUAUAGUCUAAAUUGUUUCUGUAUGAAUAAAUAAAUAAUAAUAGAAUGUAAUGGAUCCAUCAAAAUAAGGCCUUUUCUGCGAAGCACUGGUAGAUUUGGUGAUUUUAUUUAGAGGGGGGAGGGGGGAAUUGUCUCCUUUUGUUGACUUGGAGGGUUUCUUAUUCAUAUUUCUGAUUUAAAAUGUUAUAACAAGUAUGUAUAUUUUACCAUAACAAAAAUAAAUUUCAAGAGAGAUCUUAGUGAAAUAACUCAAUCCCCACUAUUACAUUUUUGUUGUUGUUUACAUGUGAUUUCUUAUGCUAUCUUGAGUCUGCCAUUUAUUUAAUAAAUGUCUUAUUUUUUAGGGGGAUAUUGGCCCAUUUAGUGCUGGUCUUCCUGUGUCUAUUCCAUUGUGGUUGGCAGUUAAUCUUAAACAAAGACAGAAAUGCAGAUUUCUUCCCCCAGAUUGGAUGGACAUAGGUACAUUCCAAUCUAUUCCUCAUGUUUGGUUCAUAUUUUUCAUGUACCGGUACAUACAAUUUUCAUUAAUCAAAAUUUUCUCUAUGCCAGCAAACAGUUAUUUGCUAUUUUCUGUUGAAAUUAGGAGACUUAACAUUAAAGCAAAAAUAUUUAAAUUUAAAAAAUGAAUUAAAUCUGAGAAAUUAUUAUUCAUCCACUUUCUUACCAUCUCUUUUUUGGGUAUAUUAAUAACCUUUUUAGUUGUAUUAAUUAUUGGAUAGAUUAGAGUUCUAAUUCAGCUCCAGUGUACAUUUAUUACAUUGAAAACAUUAUUUAUCUAGCAUCGAUUCCAGUCUUGUUUUUUAAACUUGGGAAAAAAUAAGUUUUCAGUUACGGUUUUCUAAAUAUAGAAGAACUGGUGCACACUUGGUGCCAUUGACAUUGUAUCAAUACAAAAAAAUUACAGGAUAACCACUAGAUUUAGAGGGGGGGGGGGGAUUAGCCUGUAGGCAAAUUCUGUUUUAAAGAAACUUAUUCAGAUCAUGGGCGCCCGCAGGUAGGGGCAAGGGGGGGCACUUGCCCCCCCCCCCUGGAUUGAUUGGAUACAAAAUUUUUAGACAAAAAAUGUAUUAAAGUAAAGAGAAAAUAAAAAGAAAGUAACUAAGCUGAUGUCCUGUCCGUUCGUUCACCAUACAAAUACGCUACAGUAAAUUAAAAAUAUAUUAAAAAAUUACUAAAAAUUUUUUGACCCCCCCCCCCCCGGAAAGUUAAUCAACUUUUUUUGCCCCCCUAGAAAGUUUUCUGCGGGCGCCCAUGAUUUAGAUCAACAUGGUGCAAAGCGGUUGAACUCACAAAAUUGUUUGUUAAGUUUAAAAAAAUUUAAUUAAUGGAAAUAUUUCAAUGGAAUAUUUGAUUAUUUUUGUUUAAAAUGUGGCAUAGUUAUCAUAUAAAAAUUAUCUUAAGAGAAAAAAAAUGAUUUGAAAAUAAUUUUUGAUGGAAAUUCUUAAUUUUUAAUAUUAUUAAGUAGAAUAAUAAUUGAUGAAAUCUGAUAAUUAUUUGUUUAAAUAUCUAAAAUUGCAUUCAAAUGGGGAGCUGAAAAGGAUACAAUUUUUUCUUUCUUUUUGAAUGAAUUUAAUUAACAGUUAUUUUAUAUUGUGAGUGUAUUUCAUUAAAAUAACAGAAAUAUUGAAAGCUAAAAAGCAGGAGGAAGCUGACAGCAGAUUUUUCACAGAGAUGUCCAGCCCCUUUUACAUGGAGAUAACUCAACUUUUACUACAGUGGUAAUUAGGUGUUGAUUAGCUAAAUAAAAAUUAUAUUAUUAACCAACUGAUUUUAAAUUUAAAUGAUUUGAAAACAAUUUAAGCCCUUGAACUAAUCAAGCUUUUAAAGCACUCUGAAAAUCUUCAUUAUUUGUCACCCUUUUUUUUUUGUGGAGAGUUAUUUCUCUGGUAAAAGGUGCAAAUAUUUAAAUGUUAAUUUGGUUACUCACCUCACCUAAAUUAUUAAAAAAAAAUUAAUACUUCCUUGGUAUAUUUCAUUAUAUUUUGUAUGGAGAGAGUCAGUAGAUAUAAAUCUGAACACAUAUUUAAAUAUUUUUUAUACAUAGAAAUGCACCCCCUUUCACAGGGGUGGUUAGCCAGGCUAUUUGACCAGGGCCUCAUAUUUAUAAUGUUAUGAGAUUUCUAAAUAUAAAAAAGAUCAGCUGUUGAUAACUUCCUAAAUUUCAAAAAAAAAAUCUCUCAAAGUCAAAGCAGUAAGUAAUAAAUGACAUUUUUGUUCAAUGUGAUAUAUUAAUAUUGUAAUGAUAGCUAAGCAUUUUUAAGAAUCUGUCUCAUAAAUAUUUUUGGAAGGGACCUCCCUACCCCAAAACCAUUGAGCAAAAUAAAGACAAUACAGCUUUUAUGACCAUGUAUUACAACUUUUUUUUUCAGGGGGACCGAUGAUAUUCCAAAAGCUGAUGAAAUUCGGACAUUAGUAAAAGAUAUUUGGGAUCUUAGAAUAGCUAAACUUAGGAGCAGUAUUGAUGUUUUUGUGAAAAGUGAAGCAUCACAUGCAAAGGUAUGUUUUAAUACAUCUUUGAAGUAGGGUAAGCAAAUAAAAUAUGAGCAGUUAAAAUAUCUGCAUUUUAUUGUAUUAUUUAGAAACAAUCACUUAAUGUUAUUUUAAGAAAGGAAUCAUGGAGCUCAUUGAAUUAAUAUUCAAAAUGUAAAAAAAUCAUUUACUAAAAGAAAAUCCUUAUUUAAAUUUUAAUUAAUGAAUGAAUUUGUGUCUAAAAUUGAAUUGUAAUACAAUUAUUCUAAUGACCUUAUAGUCAAUUAUUUUGUUAUGUGUACCAUUGAUACUCCUCGGUAGAAGUACAUUGAAAAAUAUUACAAAUGAAAUCUUGUUAUAAAAAAUAUUUUUUAAACUUUGUUAAAAAGUGUUAUAUAAAUCAUAUGCACUCAAUUAGAUUCAGAAAGUCCACCAUUAUACAAUACAAAUACAGUAUCUUUUAUUCAAAAUGGAUCAGCCAUUCUAGCUUAUUCAAAUUUAUAUGUGAUUAUUCCACCAUUUUCCAAAUUUAAUCAUAUGCCUAUGUUUCUUUCUUGAAUUUAGUUGAAUUAUUUGACACUAAUGGAGAUCAACACAGUACGCUUAUUUCUAACAAAAGCUCUAAACCACAUGCAUCAGUUGAGGCUCAUGACAUCAGGACGUUCACAAACCCAACAGUCGCAGAAUUUCUAGCUUAACAUCCAGCACCAAAUAUGAAUGAAGCAUAGCCUGUCUCUACUUCUAUGGUUUUUCUCUCUCUGAUGGCUACUUUAUAAGUUGUUUUUUUUUUUUAAAGAUGUAUUACAUUAAUAAUUUAUGACAUAUUAUAAAAGCAUAGAAUUUUUCCAAGCCUUUUAAGUCCUGAUCUUUGUAAAAUAUUGGUUCACAAGGUUGAUAUAAGUGAGACAAGAUUAAUUCAAAUAUAUCUAACACUACACACUUUCUUACUUUUUCAUACACAUACUUUUAAUUUCUUAUACUAUUCUUUUGCAUGUAUAAUCUACGUAUUUUGUUUCAAACAUGUCUCAAUGUAGUAAACUGUUUCAACUUAAUUUGUUUUAAUGAACACACAAUAAUAAUAAAUGAAAACAAAAUUUGUUAUUAAAAACACCUUAAGUUUAUUUCUUGUAUUGAUAAAAAGAGACCCAUGAUAUAAGAAAGUUACAAAGGAAUGUGUCAAAUUUCAGAAAUUCUUUUAACCCAGUUUUUUAAUACCUGUUCCACCAUUAGUAACUACAGAAAACAAAUCUGUUACAGGUGUUAAAAAAAGAAAUUUAAGAUUGAAUUUUCACAGAUUUCACAUUCCUAAAUGCAGGCAAAAAAUAUACUUCACUAUACCAGAUAAUGUUCAUGAGUGCUUCUCAAACUACUGGUACUCAGUGUGAUGGCACAAUUUAGUAAAAUAUUUUCAACCUUAAAUUGUACCAGAGCUGUGUUUUGCUGACUGGUAAUGGGCUUAUUCAUAGACCACCACUGUCAGAAGCACGAUUGAAGAUUACAAAUAGCAAUUUUUUUUAAACAUAGUUCUAUUUCUGUUCCUAAAUAAUACUCAAUUGUAAUCAAUACUUCAUAACCGUUAAUCAAUCUUAUAUAUAUAGAGCAAAG